AUGGCGCCACCUGCAACCGAGCCUAACCUAGGAGCCAUAUCACCGCUCCACCAGCCGACUUCGAUGCAGGCUACUGCCCUCAGUCAGAGCACUUGCUGUUGCAGCCGUCGGCCCGGUGUAGGAUGCAACACGUCGACUGCACCGCUCCGCACUCUCGCCCUUCCUGCCUCUUCGUCAUGGCAGAAAGGUGCUCUGCAGCGUCCCGAGGUGCAGAUCGCAUGGGCUCGCAUGAAGCAUACGUCCAUCCGACCGUCGCACCACUUUGGCCCACUGCCAAAAUCGGAACCUCCCUCUCCACCCAGUGGCGCAGCGCGUGUAGCGAGCGAUGAACCUGCGGACGUAGAGACUGACUGCACUGACAUGAGCAACCUGGCCUUUGUCUUGCGAUUUGGCGAAACUUUGCUCGUGUUCACCCAAGCCCCCAACGUUCGAGGACGAUCAUCGACCUGUGCACCUCGACGAACGACAGCAAAGCCAGCAGAGCUUCUCCCGACUCGACCUGGUCUAUCCAUCUGUCUCACUGUUGCCCAGGAACUGGAUUCUUGGCUUCACCUACGACUCGAUCUAGCCGACGUCACUUUCCCCAUCCGCCCCCUCGCCCUUGGUCUCUGGAAGACCACCUCUCCUCAUCUCCGCUUGAAGCUCGCCAUCCGCACCGAUUUUGGCAUUUUUCAGCGGCCGUCGAAGUCGCGCGUUCCAACCCUUGUCUCGGAUCCAACUCGGCUGCCCUCUCCAGUUCUCUCAAGCGAGGACAUAUCGAGUGUAACCAUGACUAGGGACUCGAAACCAGCUCUGCGCCAGAGUGGUCGGCGCAGAGCCGCGGGCGUCGUGGCCAUGCUCGCGGUCGCUACGGCCGUCACCACCGCCACGUUUGCCGAUGCCACUACGCUCCCCAGCAACUUGUGGGGGAAACGUCAAGAUCCUUCCAUGCUGAGCCAGGUGGAGGCUCAGGUGCUCAAGCUCAUCAGCGCCGACGGAUCGUUUGCCACGAUGACGGGAGCGAAUGCCAAUGCCAUCCAGUCGGCAGUGGGCAUGAGCGGCGACGUCACGCCUGCCGUCGUCUCGGCGCUCAGCUCGGCAACAGCAGCCAGUGCUGCUGCCACUGAUGCGGCGUCGACAGCUCAGACUCCGUCUGCUAUCGUACAGGCUGUGGAGGCCACAGCAGCUCCCACGGACAAGGUGGCGAGCGACACGCUGAGCUCGGCGCAGGAGUCGCAGCUCGAGGGCGAGGUCGGCGCAGUCGCUGGAGACUCGACUGCUGAUGGCGGUGUCCAGAGCUGGACGUACGACCCCGGCGCGUUUGGCUGUCUGGGAAGCGACGCUUCAGGCGAUGCGGCUGCCACGCUGUGCAGUGUCAACGCUCCCGCCCCGACCGCGACGGGCGCUCGAUCCGAGCAGGCCCUAGACAGCGUUGGAGACAGCGCCUUUGCGCCUGUCAAUGCUGCUCCUACCCCAAUGCGCAGGAACGCUGUUCGUGCCGCUCCGACCCCCGAGCCACGCCUGGACAGCGACCUCUCGCGCCGCCAAUAUCCGAUCGACCCGGCGGGCCCGGCGUACACUUCGCUGCUGGUGUCAUCGAACCUGUUCCCGCUCUUCACCUCGUACGUCACGCUCGAGCCGCCCUCGACGACGCGCGUCAACUUUGGGCCGACGUCGAACCUCAACGUGUCGUCGAUCCCGCGCCGCGGCAGUUCGGACUCGGGCAACGGCGAGGCGCCGGGCAACAUCAACAAUCCCAACUCGCCCGACCUGGGCUGGCUUGACGUGCAGAUCGGCGGCGUGCCGUACAAGAACGGCGACCUCAUCGCGAGCAUCGUGUGGAUCCUGGCGACCAUCGCGCUCAUCCCGCUGCUGCUCAUUCGACUGCUGCGCAGGUCCAGUCUGAUCUCGAUGGUGCUCAUUACGAUCAUCGUGUUCAUGGUGCUCAUGCUCAUCGGAUUCGGCGUUCGCGCCAAGCUGGCCAACAACACACCGACGACGUCGAUGAUGAACGUGGAGGGCAUCAUUUUGGCCGUUCUGUUGCCAUUGCUCAUCGAACCGCUGCUGCAUCUGCUCGGUCUGUACUCGAAGCAGGGUGGAAGGCCGUCCGGUGUACCCACGGCGAGUCUGGUGCUGAGGAUCCUCAACUUUAUCGUCUUCCUGCUCUUCCUUGUUGCAGCAGCGUAUUAUGCCAGCUGGUUGGACAAGUGGGAGAAUGCACUCAAGAUGACGCAGACCGCACAGGAUCUGCCGGACAUCAUCCCGCCCAAGGUGACGCGCAUUGCGCCUGUUGUGGGUGCGAUCAUCGAGAUCAUCGUGAUUCUGGGCGCUGCACUGCUGAUUCCCGUCGCAAGGGGUGAUGCAGGAAGCAUGCGUCCUGGUGGAUUCAUCUUUAUCCUGCUCAUCCUGUUGUUUGUGGCGACCGUGUAUAGGCUGCUGCAGGCGCUGCAUGCCACCACGCGCAUCUCGGCAGAGCAGGGCGGCUCGUUGGACGCCAACGAUCUGCUGCCUUUCUUCCAGGGCGGCUCCUCCAACACCACCACCGACAACCAGCGUGUCGCUAACGGCCUCUCCCUUGCACCGCAGGGCAUGUACGGUCCCAACUCCGAGGGCAUCGACUGGGAACAGCUCCAGCUCACCAUGGCCAGCAGAGGCACCCCGCAGACCCCGCUCAUCUUUAAUUUGGUCUACGUGCUGCCCAUGUGGUUGAUGGUGUUCCUCCUCUUCUUCACUCACGCCCCUGCCGCCAAGAAGACCGAAGAGGCUGCCGGCGGUGAAGGAAACGUCGCUGUCGCCAAGGCUUAG
Molecule: messenger RNA, 2784 nt
Organism: Moesziomyces antarcticus
Lineage: Eukaryota; Fungi; Basidiomycota; Ustilaginomycetes; Ustilaginales; Ustilaginaceae
Exons: 7
Coding region: 1-2784 (927 amino acids)
Source: RefSeq, a predicted model, not a curated record